GCUAACUAAAGGUUGUCAAACAAGAGGAUUCUCCCUUCAAAAGAAAGGCACCCCAAGACCUCAUCUACACUCUUCCCCAGCCUUUAUUCCCAACCCUUGCUUGCUAGCCUCUUUUGCUAACCACUUAAACUUCCCCCUCUACCAUUCCUCGCACUCUCUCUCUCUCUCUCAAAUUUCCAAACACCCUCUCCUAUGGACAUCAAAAUCCUCAUGAUCUCCUUCAUUCUAACUUCACUCAUCUUCUCCCUCCUCUACAUACCAACCCACCUAGCCAAACCCCUCACCAUCUUCCGGCAGUCGAAAGCCUUGGUCCUCCCAAAAUCCCGGGAGCCGUACCCAGCGACGUUCGCUUACCUGAUCUCGGCAUCCAAGGGCGACGUCCCGAGGCUGACACGAGCGCUCCGGGCACUCUACCAUCCUGGAAACUACUACUUGAUUCACAUCGACCAUGGCGCCCCUGAGAGUGAGCACAAGGAGAUAGCCAAGUUUGUGUCUGGCGAGCCAGUUUUUGGGCAAGUGGGUAACGUUUGGAUAGUGGGGAAAUCCAAUUUGGUGACCUACAGAGGUCCAACCAUGCUGGCCACCACUCUCCAUGCAAUUUCUGUGCUUCUGAGGAUUGCCAAAUGGGAUUGGUUUAUUAAUCUCAGUGCCUCUGAUUAUCCCUUAGUAACUCAAGAUGAUUUGAUUCAUGCCUUCUCUGCCUUGCCGAAACACCUCAAUUUCAUACAGCACAGCAGCCACUUGGGUUGGAAACUGAACAAGAGAGGAAAGCCAAUAAUAAUAGACCCAGCACUCCACAGUCGCAAUAAAUCAGAGAUAUGGUGGGUUAUAAAACAGAGGACUCUACCUACUGCAUUCAAGCUCUAUACAGGAUCAGCUUGGACAAUACUAUCAAGAUCCUUCGCAGAGUACAGCAUAGUGGGUUGGGACAAUCUCCCAAGAACACUUCUCCUCUACUACACAAACUUCGUCUCCUCGCCCGAAGGAUACUUCCAGACUCUCGUAUGCAACUCCGAGGAUUACAGAAACACCACGGUCAAUCACGACCUCCACUACAUCACCUGGGAUACGCCCCCGAAGCAGCAUCCCAGGUCCCUCGGCCUCAAAGAUUACCGAAGAAUGGUGCUGAGCAACCGCCCUUUUGCCAGAAAGUUCAAGCAGAACGACCCGGUUCUUAACAAGAUUGAUAGGGAGAUUUUGAAAAGGCGUCAUGGGGGGUUCGCAUAUGGGGGCUGGUGUUUGGAGGAUGGGAAUAAGGGGAACGAUUCAUGCUCCUCACAUUUGAAGAGUGAGAAGUUUGGGGUUUUGAGGCCUGGAACUGGUGGUAGAAGGUUGAGGAGUUUGAUGACAAAGUUGGUAUCUGCCCAGAACUUCGGUAAGCGUCAAUGCAAAUGAUUUCUCAACUAGCUCUUGAUAAAGUCUUUUAAUUAGUAGAAUCUUAUUUUUUAUAAUAUGAAUAAGAACAAAUAAAAUCUAUGUACAAUUUUUGCUACCGGAUGUGUCGUGGCCGUGUAAGUAGUUGGUAGUCAUUAGUUGUACUUAAUACAAAAGCUGGUAUGUUUGUGCUAAAAAAUUACCAAGAAAGGGAAAAGGACGAAGGUUGGAGAA
Rhododendron vialii is the source of this 1608-nucleotide messenger RNA. RefSeq names its product beta-glucuronosyltransferase GlcAT14A. Lineage: Eukaryota; Viridiplantae; Streptophyta; Magnoliopsida; Ericales; Ericaceae. The transcript has 4 exons. Gene Ontology annotation, molecular function: glucuronosyltransferase activity. Gene Ontology annotation, cellular component: membrane. The record is from RefSeq and is a predicted model, not a curated record. The coding region runs from base 193 to 1395 and encodes 400 amino acids.